This is a messenger RNA of Taeniopygia guttata (zebra finch), 1013 nucleotides long. RefSeq names its product interleukin-8-like. The record is from RefSeq and is a predicted model, not a curated record. Gene Ontology annotation, cellular component: extracellular region. Gene Ontology annotation, molecular function: chemokine activity. Lineage: Eukaryota; Metazoa; Chordata; Aves; Passeriformes; Estrildidae. Gene Ontology annotation, biological process: defense response; immune response; chemotaxis.
GGCUCUGAGAAAUGUCUGGUAAUGUUGUAUUGAUUUCCAAGAGCAAGCUUAGCAUUGUUGGCUAAGGCCAAUAUCCCGUGAAGAAGUGCAAACAGAAAGUGAUGGACAACAAUAACCAUUUAAAGAAUAAUUGAAAAUAUACAGCAGCAAAAGCUAGGGAAGUUUGAAGUACCACUGAAUGGAACUGCAUAGAGGUUUGGGUUUCUUAUGCAACACUCUCAUGUGUUAGGAAACCUGCAUGUGCAGAACCCACCUCUCAGCACUCAGGCUGCUGGGAGAGUACCUUUCAGGUAUAAAACCUGAUGGGAAACAGCACCAGAGCUGUACCUCUGUCAAGAAGAAAACGUGCACAGCAAUGGGUGGCAAAUCUGUUGCUGUCACUUUGGUUCUCUACUUGCUCUCAAUGGCAGGGUCAGAAGGUAAGGCCCUGGAGAAGACAGCUGAAAGAGGCUCCCAAUGCCAGUGCAUAAGUACUCAUUCCAAAUUCAUUCCUCCCAAGACUGUUCAGGAUGUUAGAUUAAGCCGAAGAGGACCUCACUGCAAAAAUGUGGAAAUCAUAGCUGUGCUGAGAGAUGGCAGGGAAGUGUGCGUGGAGCCCACUGCGCCCUGGAUCCAGCUGACUGUAAAGGCUCUGCUAGCCAGGGCCAGGGACAAUGUUGAGUCACCAGUCAAAGAAAAGUCAAGGAAGAAUAAACCUUGGAUUUCUGCAAGGAUAUGAAAUGAGAGAAAACAUUGCUGCUGAGAAUGCUAUAAUUUCUGAUGAGAAUGCCCCCUCUGCUACAUUACUACUGUUGAUUAUUUUUCUUUCCCUGAGAUGGUUGCUGAGUCAUCUUAUUUUCUUUGCUGUUUCUCUCUCUAAACUUCUGUCUGUGAUAGAUCGAGGAGUUCAAGGUUAAUGAAAGUGUUUAAGUGUUGUAAUGAUGAGAAUAAACAAGAUGACAUUAGUUACCCCUAAAUGGCCUGACUUAAACAGAAACAGAAUAAACACAUAAUAAAGAAGCAUCUGUGUCACU